AGAUUGUUUCCACAGUCACUUAGAGUUGCAACAGAAGAAACUCCUUUUUUUUCUUGCAUUGUUUCGUUGCAGAUUGCAGGAAAUAUGGGCAUCAACCACCUCCUUCGCUCCACUCUCAGAGUCCGGCUUGGUUCGUAUGUAAAACAUGUUUCUGCUUCCACAAGUUUGCAGGAGCGUCUAUUUCCAGUUCCGGUGCUGGCCAGAUUAAGUAGUACAGGGGCAUCUUUGCAAAAGGAAGAGUCAACAGCUGAUUUGAAACAUAAUCAAGGGUUUAAGGGGCAUGAUAUGCUUGCACCAUUCACAGCUGGGUGGCAGUCUGCUGAUUUGCAUCCUUUGGUUAUAGAAAAGUCUGAGGGUUGCUAUGUAUAUGAUAUCAAUGGGAAAAAAUAUCUUGAUGCUCUUGCUGGUCUAUGGUGCACAGCUUUAGGGGGAAAUGAACCUCGACUUGUUGCUGCUGCAACUGAACAGUUGAAUAAGUUGCCGUUCUAUCACUCCUUUUGGAACCGUACUACAAAACCUUCUCUGGAUCUGGCAAAGGAACUUUUAGAAAGUUUUACAGCGAGGAAAAUGGCAAAAGCCUUUUUUGUAAAUAGUGGAUCAGAAGCCAAUGAUACUCAGGUGAAGCUCGUUUGGUAUUAUAAUAAUGCACUUGGAAGACCAAAUAAAAAGAAAUUUAUAGCUCGAGCAAAAUCGUAUCAUGGUUCAACUUUGAUAGCUGCUAGUCUUUCUGGCCUUCCAGCUUUGCAUCAAAAAUUUGAUUUGCCAGCUCCAUUUGUAUUGCAUACUGACUGCCCUCAUUACUGGCGCUUUCAUCUUCCAGGUGAAACGGAAGAGGAAUUCUCAACCAGAUUAGCAACUAAUUUGGAGAAUCUUAUCCAGAAAGAAGGACCAGAGACAAUUGCUGCAUUCAUUGCUGAACCUGUCAUGGGGGCAGGAGGUGUGAUACCUCCCCCUGCAACUUAUUUUGAAAAGAUUCAAGCUGUUGUGAAUAAAUAUGACAUUCUUUUUAUUGCGGAUGAGGUAAUUUGUGCAUUUGGAAGGCUAGGCACAAUGUAUGGGUGUGACAAGUACAACAUAAAACCAGACCUUGUAUCUGUAGCAAAGGCCCUUUCUUCGGCCUAUAUGCCCAUUGGAGCUGUACUUGUGAGCGCUGAAGUAUCAGAAGUCAUAUCUUCUCAAAGCAACGAACUUGGUGUUUUUUCUCAUGGAUUUACAUAUUCUGGACACCCUGUAUCCUGUGCAGUUGCAAUUGAAGCACUGAAGAUCUACAAGGAAAGAAAUAUUGUUGAGAAAGUAAACAGCAUUUCCCCAAAGUUUCAAGAUGGUGUAAAAGCAUUUUCAGAUAGUCCCAUAAUUGGGGAGAUACGGGGAACCGGAUUGAUACUUGGUACAGAGUUUACGGAUAACAAGUCACCUAAUGAUCCAUUUCCUGCUGGAUGGGGGGUAGGAGCUUAUUUUGGAGCACAGUGUGAGAAACAUGGAAUGUUAGUACGUGUUUCUGGAGAUAAUAUAAUGAUGUCUCCUCCAUUUAUCAUCUCCCCCAAAGAAGUUGAUGAGUUAAUAAGCAUUUACGGGAAAGCUUUGAAGGCUACUGAAGAGAGGGUGAAGGAGCUCAAGUCUCAGCAGAAAUAGUUUGUGGAUGAUAAUGGCGAAAGAUCUUCUAGUUUCAUGCUGCUGGGAAGAUCAUGUCAUAGCAUGUGGCGCAGAUGGUGAUCAUAACAUGUAGAGAGAGAGUAUCUCCAAUACAAGAAGGUACCCUAGAGAAUAAGGGUAUGUUUGGUAUGCAAAAUGGUUAUUCUAUUAGGAAAAAUGAGUAGCCUGUAUUAAGAAUGGAAGAAGGUUGAAUAAAAUACUCUUGUGUUAAAGUAUA
Corylus avellana is the source of this 1870-nucleotide messenger RNA. It is a transcript of the gene POP2, whose product is annotated as Pyridoxal phosphate (PLP)-dependent transferases superfamily protein. Gene Ontology annotation, biological process: biotin biosynthetic process. Gene Ontology annotation, molecular function: S-adenosyl-L-methionine:8-amino-7-oxononanoate transaminase activity; pyridoxal phosphate binding. Lineage: Eukaryota; Viridiplantae; Streptophyta; Magnoliopsida; Fagales; Betulaceae. The record is from RefSeq and is a predicted model, not a curated record.